AUGGCAGGUGAUUAUGAACUGUUGUGUUUCCCAAGGAAAAUAAAGCGAGGGUCGUGUCAAACUUUUAGAAAAGGACCGAAACCAUGUGACUAAAUCAUAUCAAAUCAGAAUUAUCUUAUUUUAUGUGAACUAUUGUUUUGCAAGAAAAUAACGUUUAACAUCUCCUUGGCAUUUGAACUACUCACUCUCAAGCUCUCUCCUCUCCUGCCAUGCUGGAUGGCAACAGAAAGGGUGUGAGGGUUUUGUUCAACAAAGGGAUUCCACAGUGUAGUAUUAGUACCCUCACUUGCAGGACCAUAACACCAAAAAACACUGACAAGAACAUAAGCCUGAAGGCAAACAAAACAGAAAGGGCAGGCUGUUGACAUGCCUCAUUGGGCCGUUAUGGGAUGACUGAGGACACCCUAUUCCCUAUGUAGUGCACUACAUUUGGCCAGGGCCCAUAGUGAAAAGGGUGCCACAUUUGGGACACAGCCUUGGUUGUGAAAGUGACUGAGCAUCACUGAACAACGCUAUCAGGUGACCUGUCCACUCAGCGCUGACACUUUCCCAUCAAUAUAGUGCCUUCAGAAAGUAUUCAACCCCUUGAAUAAGAUCCCACAGUUGACAGUGCAUGUCAGAGCAAAAACCAAGCCAUGAUGUCGAAGGAAUUCUCCGUAGAACUCCGAGACAGGAUUGUGUCGAGGCACAGAUCUGGGGAAGGGUACCAAAAAAUGUCUGCAGCAUUGAAGGUCCCUAAGAACACAGUGGCCAUCAUUCUUAAAUGGAAGAAGUUUAGCUUAAAAAUGAAAGUUUAGUGGGUGCUGGCCCGCUUUUGGAAUUUUCUAAAUAUUUUCAAUAUGUCGGCUCUAUGCCCGGAUCGAUUUUCUUUUGUCAAUAUUCUUUAACAAAUAUGUAAUCACUGUUCUGCAACAUGCAGUAUGCUGAUAGUUUAUUUUUUUUACAUGCCAAAAUGCUAACGAAAUUAGCCCUGGAGCAUUAUAUAGCACUAUAAAAUAAAGCAAAUUAAGUUUGGAGAUUGGUAUUACAUAUUUCAAUAAUCUAAUUCUAGAAUUUCCAACAAAAAAAAAAUGUUUUUAUAGAAACAGCUUUCAGAUGGAAAGAGGAGAUGAGAGGCCAAACGCUGAAGAAGACAUGAUUUAAGGCCAUGUUGACAGAGGCUCUUCAAUGUCAGAGUUAGACUCAUUGGUUGCGUCCCAAAUUGCAACCUAAACGCUAUAUAGUGCGCUACAUAUAGCUCUGCUUAAUGUAUGAGAGUGUCACGACUGUCAGAACAUGAUAUGGCCAGAGGGAAAAAUGGUUUGUGAGCACAAAAACACUCUUUACAACAAUAUAUCAUUCCUGUCACUAAAUCCUUAUAUUACUCUAACAGUAGAUUAGGUUGAGUUUAUAGAGAGAAAUUAUCAUUCGAUACGUCUACAUCCUGGCACAUCUGUGCAUUCCUGCUUUUCCAUCUCGACUUACCCCCACACCAGGGUUUCGCCAGCGUUUUAUAUAUACGAACAAAUUCCCAUAGGAAUGUGAGUUAUAGAUCUGUCAUUGUUAUUGAAAGCACGUCUAAGAAGCGGUAGAUCUGUUCUGUGUGUGCCAUCUCUAUGCUCCCAUUCUUAAGUUUUGUUUUUGUGUAUUUUAUUUUCGGUUUUGUCCAAACAGCUGAAAAUAAAACAUUUGUGGUUAUUUGUUUUUAAAAAUUGUUAUUUUUUCUUUUUAGCAGACGCUCUUAUCCAGAGCGACUUACAGUUAGUGAAUAUAUAUAUAUAUAUAUUUUUUUUUUUACUGGCCCCCCGUGGGAAUCGAACCCACAACCCUAGCGUUGCAAACGCCAUGCUCUAUCAACUGAGCUACAUCCCUGCCGGCCAUUCCCUCCCCUACCCUGGUCGACGCUGGGCCAAUUGUGCGCCGCCCAUGAGUCUCCCGGUCGCGGCCGGCUGCGACAGAGCCUGGAUACGAACCAGGAUCUCUAGUGGCACAGUUAGCACUGCGAUGCAGUGCCUUAGACCACUGCGCCACUCAGGAGUUUAUACCAGGCGGUGAUGCAACUGGUCAGGAUGCUCUCGAUGGUGAAGCUGUAGAACUUUUUGAGGAUCUGGGGACCCAUGCCAAAUCUUGUCGUGCGCUCUUCAUAACUUACUUGGUGUGUUUGGACCAUGAUAGUUUGUUAGUAAUGUGGACACCAAGGAACUUGAAACUCUCGACCCGAUCCACUACAGCCCCGUCGAUGUGAAUGGGGGAGUGUUUGGCCCUCCUUUUCCUGUAGUCCACGAUCAUCUCCUUUGUCUUGCUCACGUUGAGGGAGAGGUUGUUGUUGUCUCUGACCUCCUCCCUAUAGGCUGUCUCAUCGUUGUCGGUGAUCAGGCCUACCACCGUUGUGUCGUCAGCAAACUUAAUGAUGGUGUUGGAGUCGUGCUUGGCCACGCAGUCGUGGGUGAACAGGGAGUACAGGAGGGGACACCAGCCUCCUCUGAAUGUUUUUCUACACUAUACUUGACUCAUGGGGCGGCACACAAUUGGCCCAGCGUCGUCCAGGGUAGGGGAGGGAAUGGCCGGCAGGGAUGUUGGUAGAGGAGGUUUGCAACGCCAGGGUUGUGGGUUCGAUUCCCACUGGGGGCCAGUAUAUAUAAAAAAAUAUAUAUAUAUAUAAUGUAUGCACUAACUGUAAGUCGCUCUGGAUAAGAGCGUCUGCUAAAUUACGUAAAUGUACUUGCUUGUUUUGUCACAUAAACUGAAAUUAGGCAAACUAUUAGAAUUUUAGCAACCAGGAAAUGGCGGAGCGAUUUCAGCAUAGUGCAUCUUUAUUGUGUUUCCAUCAGGAGUGUGACACUAAAGACUUGUGGCGAGCAUAAAAACUGUUGCUUUGUGAGAAGGUGUUAAAGUUCACAGUUAGCCAUUGUUAUUUAAAUGCAAGCGGAAAAGUACCCAGGGCCUUGCCUUGGCUCCAAGUCAGAGCAAAACAAUGAAAGGAGAAGUUAAAAGCAAUGACACUGUUAAAAAAAAAAUAUAAAAAAAAAUCCAACACAUUCCACACUGUUGCUACCAUUUAGUAGAAGAGAGUAGUAGAAGAAGAGCCUCUCAGGAUUACUGACAGAAACAUUCUGCAGUUACACCAGACAAUAUGAUGACUGAUCUGCUUCCUGAGUUACAAGCAUUUUCUACUGCAUCCGCUGCUUCACACAUCUUUCUAAGACAAUCUGCCUAAAACUAUUUACGUAGCAAAGGGCCCAGACUCGUUUUAUGGCAAGUUUCAACAGAGGCUUUUGGGUAGAUUUUGUAGACCUGUAAAAAAAAAAAAAAAAAAAAAAAAAAAAAAGAAGUAGCCAAGUUUGAGUCUAAUAUUUCAUCCUUUUAAUAGUUUGAGUUUUAGACUUGCGUUUUGUAAAUAAUGCUUCCGCAUUUGAGCAUGAAUGAAGAACACAUUAUGACCCCUUUCAUCGUGAGCUUGGUCAGUAAAGCCAUUGCGAGAGCGUGGGACUAUAAGGUUCUAUCUGAAAAAAAAGAUGAUUCUGAGAUAAUUGGCUUUAAAGUUCCGAACCUUCAUCGGUUUGAAUGGUGACGGCAAUGUUGAUCUUGAUUGCUUUUGAACUUAACAACAUGAAUUGGGGUAUUUAGAGUGCUGUAGAGGUAGAUAACAUUGAACAGAACAAGCCUAUGUCAAUAAUUCAAUUUUGACAAAAAUGCAUAUAGAACCUUAUAGUCUCAAACUUAAUUGGUAAAUUAAAAUGAUUUCACAGCAUUCAUGAGAAAUUGUUGAACUGAAUUAACUGUACUAUUCGAUUGGGCCUUUCAGUUCAACGUCUCAGAGAUGGCCUUAUAUAAAGACAAGUAAACUGUGUGAACCCAAAAGUAUAUCCGUCAUUCUGUCGGAGAGUGCCCAGAGUUAUUAAGAGCCCAUAACUACUUUGCCAAGUUUGCAACACAACUCUCCGUGUGUCGAUCAACUUUCUGCUUACCCAAUCAAAACCAAAACCAAGUCAGAGUACCUCAGGUGCGCAGGGGUGUGACAUAUUCAGGUGAUAUAACCUGAGCUCUGUCUGUGUGGCGCUAACUACAUAAGAGCAGGUUCCCUGCACACUCAGCAGAACCAAGGCAACAAACUAAAGACAUCCUAUCUCCUUCAGAAUUGUGUGAGUAGCACUGAUAGCUGUCUUUGUAGAUGAUAGCCUUCUAAAAUGUAAGGAUUACUUUUGUGCCACUAUCAUAUGAAAAGCAUGUGGUUUUUUAUAGUUUUGAAUGUUAUAUAAUUUGUGUAUUAUCAUCAGGUGAAAUAUGUAUUAUUCACUUUUUAGCUUGCACAAAGUUGAACAGGAUAUUGUGACUUGAUGUAGGCUGUAUACAUUUAGGACGUAUUACUAUUUUCUAUGUAAUUAUACAUCUGGACUGAAAAGUGUGCAUAUUUAGUUUACUUUAUUUUAAUGUGAUUGCUGAUGUCCAUUAGCAACGGAAUACAAAUGUUAUCAUAUAGCCUAGGUACAACUACAAACUACUUGAAAGCGGAUAGCUUGGGAGUAAGACGUGGAAGGUUGUUGGAAGCAGAGAGUCAUUGAUAAGGUUUAUGGCUAUUCCUGCAUUCCUGUAUUCCUGUGUUCCUGUGUUCCUGUAUUCCUGUGUUCCUGUAUUCCUGUAUUCCUGUAUUCCUGUAUUCCUGUAGUCCUGUAUUCCUGUAUUCCUGUAUUCCUGUAUUCCUGUGUUCCUCCAGGGUUUGAUUCUGCUCUGCACCACCAGGACCUCUUUACAGAGCCACGACCACACAUCCAGCCAUGCGGUUCAGCGUGAUAUUCUUUCUCAUCCUAGCCUGUCUGUACUUCACGCUGGCACAAGGUACGUUUAGUAUAAAUAUGAUUUAACAUGGGUUGGGUAUCUGUUAAUUAAGCACUUUGUGACAAGUGCUGAUGUAAAACGAGCUUUAUACAAUACAUUGGAUUAAUUGAUGAGUUGAUCAUGGGUUGACAUUCAUAUUAUGCAUCGUUAUACAGGAUACUGCCAAGUGGCCCCUUUUAUUUGAUCACCGAUUUUCAGAUAGCAUUUCAGUCGGUGGUGUUGAUGUUAGCUUUGCUUUACUGAUGCUAACAUAUGGGGCAAAGACUGUCAGCCUUACCUACAUGCUGUUCUUCAUGGGAUGCUUAAUCGAUCCUGUGCACUUAAAAACCUCGACACCUUUUAACAAAGGCGUAAACCUGAAAUAGUCAACGGCAAAAAGAAGAGAAGGAUGAAGGUUGAGAGAGAAAAAAAAUCAGUUUAUUCCAUUUUGAACCAAAUGUCAAAAAAUGGAAUAAACGGAUUCAUUUAUGUGCAGAGUGGGGAGCUUCUCUUCUUUUAUUCAUAAUAAAGUACAGACGUUGAGCUGUGAUCCUCUCCCUGGCCCCAGGUUCCUAUGAAGACUGCUGUCUGAAGUACGUGCGGAGGGUGAAGAAGAGUGUUGAGAGGAUGGUAACGAGUUUCCGGAGGCAGGAGACGGACGGGGGUUGCAACAUCCCUGCCAUAGUGUAAGUCUGUGAAUAAGGGAGCAAGCACAACCUUGGAAAGGCUUCUACAUGACUUUAGUAAUACAGAACAUGUAAAAAAAGGUAAAAAACAAUGUACCUUCAAUGGACAAGACAUCCAGCUCUGUUAUGCAUGGCAGAGGUUCACUCACCUCACGAGGUUGAACUACUAACUGUAGGCUGUAAACUUCAUCAGUGCUUUGUGUUUUGAAGGUCACUCUAAGUUUUUAUUUUCCGAUCCACGUCCAGGUUCACGAUGAAGGGGGGCAGGUUGUUCUGUGCUGACCCCAGAGAGAAGUGGGUGAAUGGACUGAUGCUGAAGGUUCGAUCCAAGAAGAGUAAAAAGGUGAGAAUUUCUACCAUUACAACUGGAUUCAUUGAUUGAUUGAUUGAUUCAUUGAUUGAUUGAUUGAUUCACUGAUUGAUUGAUUGAGUAAUUAAGUAAUUUAUUGAUUUAUUGAUUCAUUAAUUUGUUAAUUUGUUAAUUUAUUCAUUAAUUGAUUCAUUGAUAAAUUGAUUGAUUCAUCUUCCUGAAACCAAUAUAUUUGUUUUCCAGCACACGAGGAGGCCAAAGAGGCUGAGAAGCUAGAAGCUCUGCCAUUCACUCUGCCAUCCUGCAGUGACGAGUCCUGUCGUAAAUCAAUACGAUUUUUUUAUGAUGUCUGGUCAUUUGAGAGACAUUUUUGCUUGCCUACUGCAGAAGGCAUCUGCAGAGAUCUGACUGGUAAUGAUGCUACAGUGUAGUUCUGCUAUUCCUUUAACAGAGACCCAUACCUGUUGAAGCCAGCCCAGCCAUUCUGUAUGGUUGCAUUUUACUGUAUAGCAAGCCUGUUGGAAUCUGUGUGUGUGUGUGUGUGUGCGCGCGUAUGUGUGUGUGAGCGUGUGUUUGUACAGUUGUAAUUUUGUGUGUAGCAUAAAACCUGUAUUGAACACCAACCAAAAAAGUAUAAGUGCCUACAAUUUCUGAUUGAAAUCUCUUUGUAUUUGUGUGUUCUUUGUAUGUUUUCAUAUUGUGGAUUUUUGUCAACUAUAUUUGUUUUCACUAACAAAGGCUAAUAAAGUUGUUUACUGCAUUUCACCCUGUUAUGUUUAUGGUUUAUGAGGUAUGACACAACUAAGAGAACAGUUCCUUUA
This is a messenger RNA of Coregonus sp. 'balchen', 6611 nucleotides long. NCBI's taxonomy places the organism in Eukaryota, Metazoa, Chordata, Actinopteri, Salmoniformes, Salmonidae. The record is from the annotation of a GenBank genome assembly.